GCGCUUAUGUUGUUCUGUCCGGUUGAUGUUCAGAACCCCGCCUGCAUAUGCCUCUCGUUCCGCAAUUAACGUUGUAUUUUUCGGAAGUGAUCAAUUCUCGCUGGCUCAUUUGAAAGCAAUUCAAGAGUACCGUCCUAAUCCAGAUUUGCUGCAUUUGGAUCAUGUUGUCACCUCAAGCAGUCAGACUCCGGUCGCUUCAUACUGCUCUACCCUGGGUCUUGACUACACUAUCUGGCCUCGCAAAUCAGCAAAUGCUGUCGAAAAGUUGCUAAAUCAGUUUCGACAAGCAGAUCAUUCUUAUCUGGGCUUGGUCGCAUCAUUUGGCCGGUUUUUGCCUGAAUCUAUAAUUUCCAGCUUCCCGUUGGGUUGCAUCAAUGUCCAUCCAUCGUUACUUCCUAGAUGGCGCGGCCCCUGUCCACUUCUGCAUACUCUGCUCGCUGGUGAUCAGGUGACGGGGAUUUCAAUUAUUCGACUACCCAGGAACACGCAUACGUUUGACUCUGGACCAGUGUUGUACCAACACCCAGUUGCUUUACCAUCCACGCUGACUUGGACAAGUAGCCGGCUGCUGAACUAUUUGGUUCCUCACAGCAUUCGAGCUAUGUUUGAGGUGCUUUGUGAACCGGCCUACCUCCUAUCCGGCCAUGCAGUGACACAAGAUGCACUGUCACUGAGGACUGGCCUGACACCGUCCAUCGCCUCACUUCCAAACCCAGUUAUGGGUCAGGUGAAUUGGGAAAAACAAUCAGCCACGGAUAUCGUGCGUGUGUGGCACGCGUUGAAAGAAACGUCUGUGCGUUUGCAAUCCACUAUGCCAGUGGUGUCAACAGGGUCUCCAUCUGUUGCUCACGUUCAAUUGUGUGGCGGUGCACCAAUGGCGGUUCCUGACCUCACGAAGCUUUCGGCUAGAGAGGAGCUGUGUAUAGACUGUGGGGAUACCCUUCUCCGCGAGGCAUGCAAUCUACUCUCAAGUCUGCCACCCAGCAUCCCAUUUGGCGGACUGGUGUAUUUACGCACGGGAUUAAAACCUGGCCAUCAACUCCUACCGUUUGCCUUCGUUGCUUGUAAACCAAACGGUUCCGGCAGUUUGAGCGGAAAAUCAUGGUUGGCGAUACCAUCGUUUAGAGUGCAAUGGCCGGGAUCUAAAGCGUUUAGACAGCUGACUGCAAUAGACUUCUACAACGGCUACUUGAAGACGGUGGAUAUUUCGAACUGUCGCGAGUCAGCCCAACUUCCUCGUGGCUGUUACCUUUUCCCAGAGUUCCAGUCUCCACCCAAAUCCCAGAACCCAUUGCUUUCCGAACCCUGGAAUGUUCUUACUCCACCUGUACAGUUGUCGUCUGUUUAUUCUUGAAUGUUUCAUCCGUUGUACACGAUGCAGCCGCGACGAAAUGUGUACAUAUUGUUUGAAUGAUAUCGUCUGUCUUCAUUUUGGUCUUCCUGUUGGAUAAUCGUCUUGACCAGAUAGUCUUAUUUACAGUACUGAUCUAUACAAUAAUGAGCUAAUAAAAAUCAUGUUGAA
Molecule: messenger RNA, 1522 nt
Organism: Dicrocoelium dendriticum
Lineage: Eukaryota; Metazoa; Platyhelminthes; Trematoda; Plagiorchiida; Dicrocoeliidae
Source: the annotation of a GenBank genome assembly